AUGUUGCGCAAAUUAUAUGAUGAAGAACAAAUAGAGGAAGAUAAAUUUGAAGAAGAGGAGGAAGAAGAUUCCGGUCCCAUCUACGACACCGAUGGAGAAGGGGAAUUUUGUGAAAGAAUAAAUUUCUUGGUUGAAGAGGAAUUUAUUGAAGUAAUUGAAGAAGAAACUAAUUUCGUGAUCGGAGAUGAAUUUGUUGAAGCAAUUGUGGAAGAAAUCAAUUUUGUUGAUAUGGACAAAAUUGUUGAAGAAAUUGUUCUCAUAUCUUUUAUGAACAUAAUUUCUUUUCUAAAGAUCUUAAAGAAAUCCAAAUUGGAAGCUUCAUUGAUCAAGAAGGUUUAUUCGUUUUUCAUCUUCAUUUUCGUUUCAAAGUGUGGGAGAUUUUUACACUUUGGAGGCCAUGGAAUGCUUAUAUUUUGCAUUUUGAAAGCCUUGGUGAGAGGUUCAAGUUCAUGGGAAUGUACGGAAGUGGUUUUUCAUCCACAAAUCGAAGAUACGGUUAGGAUUGAAUUUGGCGAGUUAUUUGAGUUAUUUGAAGAAGAACAUGUGUAUGUGGAGAAAAGACCAAGUUGGAGUAACGAAAAGUUGUUCAGAAGUUAUUGUCCAAAAAUGUUGCGCAAAUUAUAUGAUGAAGAACAAAUAGAGGAAGAUAAAUUUGAAGAAGAGGAGGAAGAAGAUUCCGGUCCCAUCUACGACACCGAUGGAGAAGGGGAAUUUUGUGAAAGAAUAAAUUUCUUGGUUGAAGAGGAAUUUAUUGAAGUAAUUGAAGAAGAAACUAAUUUCGUGAUCGGAGAUGAAUUUGUUGAAGCAAUUGUGGAAGAAAUCAAUUUUGUUGAUAUGGACAAAAUUGUUGAAGAAAUUGUGAUUUUUGUUGAAUAA
This is a messenger RNA of Lactuca saligna, 876 nucleotides long. The record is from the annotation of a GenBank genome assembly. NCBI's taxonomy places the organism in Eukaryota, Viridiplantae, Streptophyta, Magnoliopsida, Asterales, Asteraceae.